Gorilla gorilla gorilla (western lowland gorilla) is the source of this 3564-nucleotide messenger RNA. RefSeq lists its product as uncharacterized. Lineage: Eukaryota; Metazoa; Chordata; Mammalia; Primates; Hominidae. The record is from RefSeq and is a predicted model, not a curated record. The coding region runs from base 2658 to 3227 and encodes 189 amino acids. The transcript has a single exon.
CGUUGGAGGCCGACCGGUGCGGCGCCUGCGCACUGGAACCAGGCGUGCGGCGCCCCAGGCGCCGGGCCUGCGGCGGCCGGAACCGGAACGCGCGCCCGCGGGGUAGGAGACCUGGAGCUGGAGAACCCGCCGGCCAGAGUCGUAGUAGUGGAUGGGGAGUAGCCGUCCCAUUUUCAACGCAUCUCAUUCUAAAUUGACGUUCUGGUGGGCUGGCCGAAGAAGGAGAAAGACCCGCGGCUCCGACCUCUGACCUCUAACCCCGGACGCACUUUGAUUUCGCCGGCUUGCGCGGAAGGCUGACUCCCUGGGCCGCGGCCUGGCGCGGGAGCCGCCUGUGGGGUGUCCCCGGCGCGGGAGGGUGCUCUGGUUCAGGCAGGUUCCCGUUGCGGCGGGGUUCCCCCGGUUGGGAGGAAUGCCCCUGCCGAGGGGAUGCUCCGGCCGGAGGGGGUGUCCCUAACGGCGGGAAUACCUGGACUGGCUGGGGUGUCCCACUGGGGAGGGUUUCCCGGUGGGGAGGUGUCUGGCGGGGGAGCGGCUCCGGCUAAGCAUGGGUGUUUUGCUAGGAGGAUGCGUCUGGCUGGGGGCGGUGUCCCAAUCGGGAGGGUUGCCCUGAUGGGGGAGGUUCUGCAGUUGUGGAGAUGCCAACUUGGGGGGCGCUCCGGUUGGGGGGUGUGCCCUCUCUGGUUACCCCGCUCUCGCUGCCACUCAUAGGCCUGCUGCCCAGGUAUGCACAAGCCAAGGCCUUUUCUGCAGACCAAGUAGCCUUCCCUGGAGAGCGCCCCCAGCACCACGGAAACUAUCUAUAUGCCCCGCGGUGGUCAGCCCGCCUUAUCCCAGCCCCAAGACCCAAAACAAGAAGCAUGGACUGAAUUUGAGGUUUCUGGAUGGUCGCGUGAACCGAGGGGACGGGUACUGGACUGACAAGAAAUGAGCUUUGAGGGUCAAUCUGGGUGACACCCGAGUCUCCUGGUGAGUCGGACUCCGGAGAAUUAUCUCAAGUCCAGCAUAGAGAGCGCACAUAGACAGAAAAGGAAACGGACAAUCCCAAGUGCCAAGGGAACCUUCCCAGGUUUCUUUAGGGCAGCUAAACUGCUCUGUCAAAGCCUAAGUCCAUUUAUGACAGGCCGAGCACCCUGAGCCCUCGCAGGAGACACGAGCGCCUUCAUGGCCCUCCUGUCCCGCACCCACCUCUCCGCCACCCCUGCUGUCUGUCCCUUCCCUGAAACCUUUAUUUCGAGUGUCUUUGUGGCUUCCCUCUUUACCAUCCUUGAGUUGAAAUAUCACCUCUUAAGGGAAGCCUUCCCUCUCCUCCCUAGUUAAAAUGAUACUGCCCCCCGCCAUACCUGUCUUCGUUGACUUACUUGGCUCCAUCACAGUGUGUGUCAUGUGACUCGCCCACAUCCUGAUUUGGAAUAUUGUCUCCCUACUAGAAUGUUAAGUCCAUGGUGCCUAGAACAAUACCUGGUGUACAGGAGACAAAAUAUUUGUUGACUGGGCCGGGCGCGGUGUCUCACGCCUGUAAUCCCAGCACUUUGGGAGGCCGAGGUGGGUGGAUCACGAGGUCAGGAGAUCGAGACCAGCCUGGCUAAUAUGGUGAAACCCCAUCUCUACUAAAAAUACAGAAAAUUAGCCGGGAGUGGUGCUGGGCGCCUGUAGUCCCAGCUACUCGGGAGGCUGAGGCAGGAGAAUGGCAUGAACCCGGGAGGCGGAGGUUGCAAUGAGCUGAGAUUGUGCCACUGCACUCCAGCCUGGGCGACAGAGCAAGACUCUGUCUCAAAAAAGAAAAAAAAUUGUUGACUGAAAAAAGGGAGUUAAAAUGUGAAGAAAAAUCCUUCACCAAGCAAACAUCCACCCUAAGUGAAGGUGUGGGAAGUAGCUGCAGGCAGCUUUUUCACUCCAUUUUUCCAUCAGCUGCUACCCUUGUGUGCCCCUCAGCACUUAUGUCAAGAUGCUGUUCUCAGCACGUGACAUGCUAACACUGCAGACUUCAGGGCAGUCCUGAGAGGCAGGCACUGUUCUUACCCACAUUUUAUAAGUGACUGAACUGAAGCAAGGGAGUGGUGAGAGGCAGUGAUGGGAUUCAGCCCAGGAGGCCUUUCUUUCAACCACAUACUGCACUGCUUCCAGGAGGCGCUUCACAGGUGACCCCACCUGUGGUACACUUUCUGCUGUUCUCCAAUAUUCAUGCUGCCCAUCCCACAAUUAGUAAAAUUUUAGCCAAGUACAGGACUGCCUGGCUAAAGACCACAUUUCCAACAGGAAGGGGACAGGUCAGAGACAAAAAGUGACAAUCCAUUUCCCAGUCUGUCCCUCAAAAGUCCCACCAUUAGGCUGGGCAGUGGUGAAAGCUGUCAAUAGCCAUCUGGGAGCCAGGGAUGGGAACCACUAUGUAGGAAUGACAACUCUGCCACGAGGCCAGGAUCUGCCCCCUCUGGACUGUUCAAGAAAUAAACUGUCAUGCUAUGAGGGUGGGGGGCUGUCCCCUACAGUCCCAUGAGUUUUUUGUGGGGUUUUGUUUAUUUUUUGAGGCAGUCUUGCUCUGUCACCCAGGCCGGAGUACAGUGGCACAAUCUCAGAUCACUGUAACCUCUGCCCCCUGGGUUCAAGCGAUUCUCCUGCCUCAGCCUCCUGAGUAAUUGGGAUUACAAGCAUGUGCCAUGAUGCCCAGCUAUUUUUUUUUUUUUUUUUUUGUACAGAUGGAGUUUCACUAUGUUGCCCAGGCUGAUCUGGAACUCCUGACCUCAAGCGAUCUACCUGCCUCAGCCUCCCAAAGUACUGGGAUUACAGGAGGGAGCCACCGUGCCCGGCCUGGUCCUGUGCAUUUUAUAGAUAAGGUAACUGACAAACCUAGCCACAGUCACCCCUUCGCCCUAAAGCAGAACUGGAAUUUGAACCCAGAGCCUUCUUCACCACCACCUCCGUUGUUUCUGGAAGCGCCCUCCAGGCAGGCCAGCCAGCAUCACGGGGCCUCCCCUGGGGCUGGAACGUCUGCAGGAUGCCCCUUUGAGAAAUGCUGCUCCACAGAACCCUGCCUUUCAGGCCUUGGAGACGUGGGCAGGGGAGAAGCAGCGUCCCUCAGAGCCAGGCCUGGCAGUGGUGCCAGCAGGGGCCGAGGCCCAGGGAGCAGGGUCUCCUGUCGGAGGGACCUGGGCAAGCCCCUCCACACGCCAGUGGGUUUCUCAACAGGGGAGGUCCACACCACACCGCCUGGGAACCUGGGUGCCUAAACGCAACAGGAGCCGAGGCACAAAUUUAACCAAACACCAAGGUUGCGUGAGGCCCCAAUUCGUGAGCCGGGCUCCAAGGACGUGUCCUUAGGCGGCUCUGGAAGGCCCAGCGCCAGCCCCCGUCCUCUGUUAAUGGGAGCCAGCCCCGCGGCUCCGCCCAGGCAUGGUAGCCUGAGCGCACCCCCAGGGUAGUAGGGGGCACCUGAGGAGCAGGGUCUGCCCUGGCAUAAGCAGAGCCCAGGAUGGGGUCAGGGUCAGGCCCUGCCAGAGGCUGGAGGGUGCCCAAGGCGAGGCCGGUGAGGCCCAGCUCUACAAAUAAAGUGUUUUAUUUACAGGA